Messenger RNA from Opisthorchis viverrini, 306 nucleotides. RefSeq lists its product as hypothetical. The record is from RefSeq and is a predicted model, not a curated record. NCBI's taxonomy places the organism in Eukaryota, Metazoa, Platyhelminthes, Trematoda, Opisthorchiida, Opisthorchiidae. The transcript is spliced from 3 exons. The coding region runs from base 1 to 306 and encodes 101 amino acids.
AUGCGUACGGCUGAACGUCAUGUACCUGGUGUCAGCAUGGGAGAAUCAAGUCGGAGGAAGUGCAUAUCUCUGGGGGAAUUCGAACAAGCGAUUGAUCGGUUGGUGCUGGUGAAGAAUGAUGGCACAAAACUGCAGGAGACGGAUGUUAUGGAAUACGUUACCCACCUCGAGGAUUCUAUGGGCUUCGGUUGCAAUACAUCAGAUGGAGUCAGUGCACAUAUCUCAAAGGCCAGCAUUGCGUUUGCCAAUCUGCUCAAAUCGUAUCACCAAUGCGCAUGUCACUGGUCCCAAAAGGCACGUGUAUAG